UUUGUUGGGAAUGAUAAAGGAUGACAUACUUCUCCUUCCUCAAAAGCUAAAAAUCCUUACAUUGUCUUUGUCGAGACUCAAAGAAGAUCCAAUGUCAGUGCUAGGGAAGCUUCCUUGGUUAAACACCCUAAGGCUUUUUGCUAGCUCUUAUGUUGGGUCCAAAAUGACUUGUCCUGCUCUUCAGCACUUUCCUAUACUCCGUGUCUUGAAAUUGUGGAGUCCAGAGGAACUAAAGGAGUGUACAGUGGAACAAGGUGCCAUGCCCCAACUUGUAGAAUUAGAAAUUAGAGGUUGCGAAAAACUGGAGAAGACAGACGGAUUAGAGCAUCUGCCUGCCCUGAAGGAAUUGAUUUUAACAAACAUGACGGAAGAUUUUGUGGCAGAUGUUAGAAGAAGGUUGGGCAGAGACAAAUUAAUCAGUAGGACUCUUCCUACCUCGCAUAAUUAGAGCUUGUGGAGGCGGGAUUCUGGGACAGAAUAAAGUCUUUGGAGUGCUUGACUGACAGGAGUUAUUCUGCUGCAAAAUUUUGCAGUAUGCUGUAUCACCAUGUAAUUACGUAUGUUUAGCUUUUUUUAGAUAAUGUUUAGAUAUGUGUCUGGUCCAUUUUUAAAGUUUUGAAUGAAGUGCUUUCUUGUAAAAAAAAAUGAAAUUUAUUGAAAAAGAGAUAUUGAGAUAUU
This is a messenger RNA of Quercus lobata, 678 nucleotides long. RefSeq names its product disease resistance RPP8-like protein 3. Bases 11 to 448 code for a protein of 145 amino acids. Lineage: Eukaryota; Viridiplantae; Streptophyta; Magnoliopsida; Fagales; Fagaceae. The transcript has 2 exons. The record is from RefSeq and is a predicted model, not a curated record.